Lasiodiplodia theobromae is the source of this 5835-nucleotide messenger RNA. RefSeq names its product Nonribosomal siderophore peptide synthase Sid2. The coding region runs from base 1 to 5835 and encodes 1944 amino acids. Gene Ontology annotation, biological process: secondary metabolite biosynthetic process; amino acid activation for nonribosomal peptide biosynthetic process. The transcript has a single exon. Lineage: Eukaryota; Fungi; Ascomycota; Dothideomycetes; Botryosphaeriales; Botryosphaeriaceae. Gene Ontology annotation, molecular function: phosphopantetheine binding; catalytic activity. The record is from RefSeq and is a predicted model, not a curated record. Gene Ontology annotation, cellular component: cytoplasm.
AUGCUGCCAUUCACCGUAACACGGCAUGCCGACGUACUGGCUGAGACGAUCCAGCUGUGCCUUUCAAAUCCCUCUGCAUCCAUCUCAGACUGCCUACGGCCCACGGCCAGGGAUCUUGACGACAUAUGGAGCUGGAACCGCGAGCUGCCUCCGACCUACGACUUCUGCAUGCACGAGAUGAUCUCCGAACGUGCCCAAGCAACCCCCGACAAAGAGGCCAUCUGCUCCUGGGACGGCAGCCUGACGUAUUCCCAAAUCGACAACUACUCGAGCACCGUCGCCCACUCCCUCAAGGCCGCCGGCGUCCAACCGCACGACGUGGUCCCAGCCUGCUUCGAGAAAUCCCGCUGGACCAUCGUCGCGGUCCUCGCCAUCAUGAAAGCGGGCGCAACCUUCGCGCUCAUGGACCCCACGCUCCCGCUCGCCCGCCUGCAGAACAUGGCGACCCAAGUCGGCGCCAAGAUGAUGCUCUCGUCCCACGCGCAGCACUCGCUCGCCACCUCCAUCCUCCCAUCCGGCACGCACCUCACCAUCGACGGCGCCACCUUCGCCUCCUCGGUGUCCACCCUCCCACCCCUCCCCCCCGUCGACCCCGCCACCCUGAUGUACAUCAUCUUCACCUCCGGCAGCACGGGCACGCCCAAGGGCGUCACCAUCUCGCACCUCACCUACACCAGCAGCGCCAUCCCCCGCGCCGCCGCCGUUGGCUACAGCCCUGACUGGCGCGUCCUCGACUUCGCCUCCUACGCCUUCGACGUCAGCAUCGACAGCAUGCUGCUGACCACCUCGCACGGCGGCACGCUCUGCAUCCCGUCCGACGCGGACCGGCUCAACGACAUCAACGGCGCGAUGCGGGCGAUGGCCGUCAACUACGCCGGGAUAACGCCGUCCGUCGCGCGCAUCCUCGAGCCCGAGGUCAUCGCGGCGCUGUAUGGGCUUGGGUUGGGGGGCGAGGCGGCGUCAGCGCGGGAUGUGAAUGUUUGGGGCAGGGAGACGCGGAUUAUUAUUGGGUAUGGGCCGUGUGAGUGUACGAUUGGGUGUACGGUCAAUAGCGACACGGCGACGGGCCGCGACUACGUGUCCAUCGGCACGGGCAACGGCGCCGCCAUCUGGAUCGCGGAUCCGAACGACCACGAGCGCCUGGUUCCCGUCGGCGCGGUCGGCGAAUUGCUGGUCGAGGGGCCGAUUGUGGGGCAGGGAUACCUGAACGAUCCGGCGAAGACGAAGGAGGCGUUCGUUGAGGACCCCGCGUGGUUGGUGGCCGGGCACGAGGCGAGGGGAGUGAGGGGCAGGAUGGGGAGUAGGUUGUACAAGACGGGGGAUCUGGGGAGGUAUGAUCCCGACGGUUCGGGCGGGAUCGUGUUUGCGGGGAGGAAGGACACGCAGGUCAAGCUGAGGGGCCAGCGUGUUGAGUUGGGCGAGAUUGAGAGUCAGCUCCUGGCACGGCUGCCGGCGGAGACAAACGUCAUUGCGGAGGUCAUCGUGCCGCAGGGAGCUGGUGGCCAGGCAACGCUGGUGGCGUUCGUUGCGUUCAACGGCGCGAAGGGGUCCGUGGGUGUGGAAGUCGAGGCGGUGCAGCUGGAUGACGAGAUGCGCGGCGUGCUGGCGGAGGCGGACAAGGAGCUGGCGAAGGUUGUGCCCAGGUACAUGGUGCCGACGGCGUACAUCCCGGUCAACCACGUGCCGGUGCUCAUCUCGGGCAAGACGGACCGCAAGCGGCUCAGGGCAUUCGGCCAGACGGUCGACCUGCGGCAGCUGGAUCAGGGCAGUUCUGCCAACGCUACGCGCGAGCUGAGCGAGCUGGAGAAGCGGCUCCGGCAGGCGUGGAGCCAGGUGCUGAACAUCGACGCCGACGGCAUCCGCCCCGACGACAACCUGUUCGCGCUGGGCGGCGACUCGCUGGCGGCCAUGAGGCUCGUCUCAGUCUGCAGAGCCGACGGCCUCGAUCUCUCCGUCACCAGCACCUUCGCCAACCCCACGCUCUCGGCCAUGGCCGCCGUCGUCCGCGUCUCCGACACGCAAGCACGAGCUGAACUGCCCCCCUUCUCGAUGAUCUCACAGGACGUCGAAAGCGCCAGGCUGGAAGCAGCGGCGGCGUGCGGCAUCACCGACCCCGCCGCCAUCGAAGACAUCUACCCCUCGACGCCAACCCAGCAAGCUCUCUUUACCUUCGCCCUCAAGUCCACCAAAGCCUACAUCGCCCAGCGCGUCGCCCGCAUCCCGGCCGACAUGGACCUCGCCGCCUGGAAGCAAGCCUGGGAAACCGUCGUCGCCGCCAACCCCAUCCUCCGCAGCCGCCUGGCCCAACUCCAAUCGCCCGGGCUGCAACAAGUCGUGCUGAACGAGAAGGGCAUCACCUGGCGGCACGCGGCGUCGCUCGCGCAGUACCUCGAGAGCGACCGGCAGGAGAAGAUGGAGCUGGGCCAGCCGCUGGCGCGCUACGCCAUCGUCAACGCUCCUUGCGACGACGAGAGCCAGCGCUACAUGGUGUGGACGAUCCACCACGUGCUGUACGACGGCUGGUCCGAGCCGCUGGUCCUCGAGCAGGUCCGGAACGCCCUACAAUCCCAACCCACUCCGGCCCCAGCGCAGAUGCGCGAUUUCGUGGCCUGGGUGCAGUCCACCGACGACGCCGCCAUGCAGGACUUCUGGCGCAAGGAGCUCGCCGGCGCCGUGGGGCCACAGUUCCCGCGCCUGCCUUCGCGCGACUACCUCCCUACGCCCGGCGCCACGGUCGAGCGGCAGAUCACUCUCCCCGAGACCAACUCGCCAUUCACGCUGGCGACGCUGAUCCGCGGCGCGUGGGCGCUCGUCGCCGCGCAGCAUGCCGGCAGCGACGACGUCGUCUUCGGCGAGACGCUGACGGGUCGGGACAUCGCGCUGGCCGGCGUCGAGAGCGUCGUCGGGCCGCUCAUCGCGACGGUGCCGGUGCGGAUACGCGUGCAGCGGACAGAAACCGUGGGAACGUAUCUAGCCGCGGUGCAGGAGGGAGUUCUGGCGCGCACGCCGUGGCAGCAUAUGGGCUUCCAGAACAUCCGGCGCGUCAGUCCCGAUGCGCAGCUGGCGUGCGAGACGGGGACGGGGCUGGUCAUCCAGCCGGAGCCCGAGUACGCGGGCGACGAUCUGGGGUUCGAGAUGGGGGACGUUGUGCGCGAGGCGCUGCAUUUCAAUGCGUAUCCGGUUAUGCUGGCGUUCGGCAUCCGGAAGGGCGGGUUCAGGGUGUGUGCGAGCUUCGACACUAAGCUCGUUGAGGUCGCGCAGAUGCGGCGCAUCCUCGCGCAGCUGGAGACGGUGUGCUUGCAGUUGAUCGGGGGUCCUGGGGAGAGAAGGCUGGAUCAGAUCAGUUGCUUGCCUGGGGCGGAGCUGGACCGCAUCUGGAAGUGGAAUCAGACUCCGCCGUUGGCUGUCGACGAGGCGUUGCAGUGUCUUCGUGCGGGCACAGACGUCAAGCCGGGCGCCGCCUACCCUCGCGCGGUUGUGCCGUGGGUUUGUGAUCCGCGGAACUCGUCGAUGUUGUCGCCAAUCGGUUGUGUGGGCGAGCUGUGGCUCGAAGCAGCUUUCCUACCCGGCGAAACUGUCGAGAACCCAGCUUGGCUUGUCACCGGAAGUUCUUCUUGUGCCGGCCGCACAGGGAGGGUCCAACCUACAGGCGAUAUGGCUCGUUUGCAAGAGGAUGGCAGCUUGGUGUUCGUUCGCCGCAAGGACAAUAUCUUCAGGAUCCAAGGCCAUGCGGUCGACAUUGCCGACUUCGACGCUCCCUUCUCCAAACACCUCCCACCAUCCGUUCAGGCUGCGGCAGCUAUAUGGCAAGAGUCAUCGAAUGGAGUCCAGCAGGGCUCAGAGCAAGAGCUAGUUGUCUUUGUCGAACAGCCGGCCUUCCAGGAAGCCAGUGUUGAGCUCAUCCCCACAAGCCACGACAUCUCUGAAGAUGGCAAGACACUUCAAAUCUGCACCAACAUCUCGAUUAGUCUCGCAGCCGCACUGAAGAAGCUCGACAAGUCAAUCCAAGACUCUCUCGCCUCAUACAUGGUCCCCUUCGCCUACAUCGUCGUCGACAAAAUCCUCACAUCCGACCACAAGACCCUGAACCAGCUCGCCUCGGCCAUCCCCCGCGACGUCCUCGCCCAGCUCCGCGAAGGCAUCAGAGUAGCAUGGAUGCAAUCCGCAACGCACUCAGCCCUGACGCCUGCAGAAGACGUGCUGCGCUCCGCCUGGGCGCAAAUCCUCGGCAUCGCUCCUGACCUCAUCGACGUCGACGACAACUUCUUCCGGCUAGGCGGCGACUCCGUGCUGGCGAUGAAGCUCGUUUCCCGCCUGCGUUCGCAGGGUCACAGCCUGUCCGUCGCCGACAUCUUCACGCACAUGCGCCUGGGCGACGCGGCGAAGGUCAUGAAGUCGAGCGCUCCGACGCCGGCAGCGAAGACACGACCGGUGUAUAAGCCCUUCUCCCUGCUGAGCCAGCAGCAUGUCGAAACGUUCCUGUCUGAUGUUGUGCGGCCACAGCUGGCCGAUCCGAGCUGGACCAUCCAAGAUGCGUAUCCAGUCACGGACUCGCAGGCGCUCGACGUCCGCGGCACCAUCAACACGCCGCGGACGUCGGUGCAGUACACCCUCCUGUACUUCGAGCCCGGCGCUGUCGACGCCGCACAGCUGUCCCGCGCCUGCACCGAGCUCGUCGCCGCACACGACAUCCUGCGCACCGUCUUCGUGCAAGGCGAAGCAGGAUCCAACAGCUUCCUCCAAGUCGUUCUGGCCUCGCUGGACGGCGUCGUGACCUCCCAGCCCGCCGACGGCGAUCUAGAGCAGCACGUCGCCGCCCUCUGCGCCGCCGACAUCGAGUCGUCCGAGGCCUUCUCCCUCGGCACCCCCUUCGUCCAGUUCACCCACGUGCAGGACGACGCCGACGGCCGAAGCUGCCUCAUCCUCCGCCUCUCGCACGCGCAGUACGAUGCCGUCGCCCUACCGCGCCUACUGACAGACCUGGAAGCGCUCUACACCGGCACUUCUCCCACCAACCUCCCCGCCUUCCGCCCCUUCUCGUCCUACCUCGCGCACACCGUCGGCACCGCCAGCUCCGCCGCGCAAACCGCAGCGCUGUCCUACUGGCGCACCCUCCUGUCCGCCUCCACGCCACCCACCAUCCUCCCCGGCGCCGCAGCACAGCCAGGCGACCGCGGCCUCUUCCGCGCCAGCCCCCCGCUUGACAUCUCAGCCAAGCCGAAAGAAAUCACGACGGCGAACCUGCUGACCGCCGCGUGGGCGCUCGUCCUGGCGCGGCGGCUGCGCGUGGCGGAUGUGCUGUUUGGCGGUGUGACGGGCGGGCGCAUCGUCGAGGGUCUGGAGGACGCCGAAGACGUGGUCGGGCCGUGCUACCAGUUCGCGCCCGUCAGAGUCAAAUUUGAGCGUGGGUGGAGGGCGGGCGAGCUGCUGCGGUUCGUGCAGGCGCAGGCGGGCGCGUCGGCGGCGCAUGAUUUCGUGGGGUGGAGGAGGGUUGCGGCGGAGUGUGUGCCGGGGUGGAAGGGAGAGAGGGCUGAGGAGUUCUUUGGUUCCGUCGUGCAUCAUCAGGAUGCGGCUGAGGACUUUGACGAGAUGCCGUUUGCGCAGGGCACGUGCAAGGUCGGGGUGGAGAAGCCGCAUGGGGAUGCGCCGGUGCCGUUUAAGGCCGUUUCGUUUGUGAGGGGGGGAGAGGUGCAUGUUGGUGUGGUGGGGAGUGAGAGGGAUGAGGCGUUUGUGGAUGGUGUGCUGGAGGAGUUGGUGGGGGCGGUGAGGGAGUUGGCGGGGCCGGAGGGGGAGGGGGGUGUGUUGCUUGGGGAGGAGGUGUUUGUGGAUGUUUGA